AUGCCUCUGUCGGCGGACGAGUACGCGGCACUGUCGCCGGAGGAGCAGCGCGCGCAUGACCAUGCUGCGGCGCAGCGCGAGAAGGAAGAACAAUCCGCUCUUCCGUACCGUUGGACGCAGUCGCUGGACCAUGUCGAGGUGAAUAUUCCGGUGCCGAGCGGCACGAGGAGCAAGCAGGUGCAGGUCGAUCUGCGGCGUGCCGGCCUGAAGGUCGCCGUGCAAGGCACUACAGUGGUCGAGGGUGAGCUGUCGAAGCCGAUCAAGCUGGACGAUAGCACGUGGACGAUCGACGAUGGCGUGCUGAGCAUCCACCUCGAGAAGGAGAAAGCGAACGAGUGGUGGGCGCAUGUCGUGACGCACCACCCCCCCAUUGACACGUCCAAGAUCGCGCCGGAGGACUCGAAGCUGAGCGACCUCGACGGCGAGUCUCGGGCUAUGGUGGAACGCAUGAUGUAUGAAAAUCGCCAAAAGCAAAUGGGCCGCCCCACAUCGGACGCGUAG
Messenger RNA from Malassezia japonica, 501 nucleotides. RefSeq lists its product as uncharacterized. The record is from RefSeq and is a predicted model, not a curated record. The transcript has 6 exons. NCBI's taxonomy places the organism in Eukaryota, Fungi, Basidiomycota, Malasseziomycetes, Malasseziales, Malasseziaceae. Gene Ontology annotation, biological process: protein folding. Bases 1 to 501 code for a protein of 166 amino acids. Gene Ontology annotation, cellular component: cytoplasm.